UUUGUCUAUGGGCUACAAUUGAGUUUGACGAUUUGAUUGUGAUGAUUUUUCUCGUUUUUGUGCGAAAAAGUGAUAUGAAAUCAGAUGUUGACAAACAUUAGUGAUUGAAAUAUUUAACUGUAAACAAUGACACUCACAUAUUGGAUGAGUAUUGAUUUACUUGUGGAAUAGUUCUUUUGAAAAGCAGAUAAUGUAGGUAGUUUUGUUUCUAUAUUAAGAUAACACGGGGUACGUCGUAAUAACAACAAUGUCUUUCUUCAAGAACGUCGCGUCAGGAUUUACAGUCCGAAGUCGCGAUGCUAUGCUAAAAGAAGCCCUUAUAAACAAUCUGUCUGAGAGUGUUAAAGACAUCCAAUACAGUAAUCAGUUUGAAGAAAACUUUCACAGCGUGUUGGGUUCCACUGACUCUACGAACACCCUGUGUAUGGCCUUAGAGGCAAUAUUCCUUCAUGGUUUAAAAGACACAUUUUUAAGAAAGGCUAAAAAUGCACUUACUGGUGAUUCUGACCAGCAGCCGCAGCCCAACUUUUGGCUCCUUAUUCUUGUGCUAUCACAUAGACAAAACAUUGAUCAAAUAUCGUCACUGCCACAAAUCAAUACAGAAAUAGGGCAAUGUCGGGCAUGGCUGCGAAUUGCAUUAAAUGAGUGCCUGUUGUCCUCAUACAUGUCUACUUUACUCAAGAAUAUAUCUGCUGUGAAACCAUUCUACAACAGAACAGCAUUUGUAUGUGAUUCUGAAAUAUUAGAGGUGGCUCAAAAACUUGUUGAGGGCAUAGAAACAUGUAUACAAUUCAACCUACCAAUAAAUUCAAGUUUGUUAAACUAUUGGCCAGAGCAGGUUCUGAUGCUAGCUGGAAUAUGGGUGCCUAAGAUCAGGCAAGCUCCUAUUAGUGCUGCUUUGGAUGUAGCCAGCACUAUUGCGGAUGAGGAAGUCAAACCUAAGUUAGCAUCUACACCCACACAUACCUCGAACAUCACUGGACUGGGUAGGAUGCUUGCUCUCAAUGAAGAUGAGGCUUUGAAUUUUAUUCUUUCAAAGGAUAUAAAAGAUAUCACAAGCCGCAGCUUAGAACCUGAGCCAGAAGAUGUUACAUCUAAAGAUAAUGCAGAAACUGAAACCACUUCUUCAAGCCCCAAGACUAAAUUGAGCCCUUCAGAAAUAGACAAGCCAUGUACCAGCCAGGAGUCACAAAAUGUGACUUGUGAAUCUCCUUCAUCUGUCACUUCUGAAGACUUUGUAGCUCCCACUGAUGUUAUUGUCACUGGCAACUCUCUAUGUGGGAAGGGAUGGUCAACUGAUAACAAUGAUGAUAUGAAUGCCUCUAUCAAUUCCAAUUCAUCUCAUGGCAGCAGUAUGAUAAAAACACCUGAGAUCAAGAGUCUGUCAUCUUUGGUUGACAAUACCACUAACUUUGGAGAAACAUACACCACCACUCCCAAUCUGCGAGACGUCAUGAAGGACAUUCAUAAAGAAUUAAAGUUGAGCUCUGAUGAUACAGACAUAUGUGAUUUGAAGGUGGAAACAGAAACCCCUGAAGAUCCCAUGUUACAAGGUUUAGAUUUUGAGGUAGUUCCCAAUACUAUGACAACAUCUUUUACAAUCCAAGAGUUACAGAAGAUGAAAUUACAGUUGGGGACUUUGUCAAGAGAACAAGGUUUGGAUCAUCAAAAUUAUCAAUGUAAAGGAUGCCAAGAUUUACUGGGAAGCACCAUCUCUAAAGCCAAAGUGUGUGCAUUUACAGGGGAGUACUACUGUUGUAACUGCAUGGACCCUAAUGUAUUUAUUAUUCCGGCACGGGUCAUACACAACUGGGACUUUAAAAGAUACCCAGUCUCGAAGAAAUCAGCUCUCUUUUUAUUAGAAUUUCAACAUCAUCCUUGGAUAGACAUGAAAAAACUUAAUCCCAAGAUUUACAGUGGUGUUUCAGAUAUGGCAAAUCUACGAGACCUAAGAAUGCAACUCAAUUUUCUUAGAGCCUACAUAUUUUCAUGCAGGGAACCAGUCAUUGAGGAGUUACAGAAGCGUGUAUGGCCAAGGGAGUAUCUUUAUGAACAUCUUCACUCUUAUACAAUAUCAGACCUUGCUCUCAUACCCAAUGGUUCCCUGGCACUACAGCUAGAGAAAGUUGUAACAUUUGCCAAGACUCAUGUUCUAGAAUGUUGGCUAUGUAGUCAGAAAGGCUUUAUUUGCGAAGUAUGUCGCGACCCUAAAAUAUUGUAUCCCUUUGAGACAAGUUCGACAUAUCGCUGUGAAGAGUGUUCAAGUGUGUUUCAUGCCAAAUGUCUCAAUGCCAAUUUACCUUGUCCUAAGUGCAAAAGGCGGCAAAACCGUACAAAUGAAGCAUCUUUGGUACAAGCUGUACACUCUCAUUUCAUUAAAUAGAUGAGGUCUGAGUGCAUUGUACAACAUACAAAACUUGCAUUUAGUCUUAAAACUUAAGUUACUUGCAUCAUGUUUUCAUUUCACUGGGUUCAUGGGAUGAAUUACAUUGCAUUGUAAUUACCUAUGAUUUGAUUAGCAUUGUACAAAAAAGUAUAUGAAAUAGGAACUUCUUAUUUGGAAAUUGUAAUUAAAUGAAUUUAUAUUAGUACUGCACAAGUACACACCUAUGUAACCAAAUAUAAUGUUAAGAUUUAUGGACCUAAUAUAUUUGGGUAGCUUUAUAAAGUAUAUAUUUAUACAAAAAAUAGGAAUACUCUUUUAACAAUUUUUGUAGGUAGUAAAGGGUUUGGCUUCUAACGUAAAGAAAUGUGAUAUGGUUAACAUAGGUAGAUGGACAUUAUUAUGUACUUAUAAGCAUCAUCGUUUAUGGACAUAUUUUUAUAAAUUUAAUGUGCAUUGAUAAAGGAGAGUAUGUAAAUAAAAUGAUAUGAUCAUGCAGAUAAUCAAGUCUAAACUGUUGAUAUAAUAAAUAGGAUUUUUGUGUGUUCAGUUCUACUCAGACUUAAUUUGCUUAUUUACAAAGCCUUUUGGCUACCGUUCAUUGGAUUACAUUCAAUAUCUGUCUUAAUAUACAUAAUUUUGAUAAAUGCCAGAGGUAUAAAGUACGCAAGUAAUUACUCCAGGUUUUUGGUUUUUAGGAAGCCAAUAAAUCAAAAAAAUAUCAGUAGAAUUUGCUUACCUAACUAACCGAAUCUAACUUGAUUAGCAGUUAAUAUUUUUGAUAUUGUGAAAUUAAAAGAUGAGCUGCCAGGUUUAUAAUAUAAUACAAAAACUAUUUUAAAUGUCACUCAUUCAUUAUUUCUUGAUGGUGGCAGUAGGUACUUGUGCAAUAAGCUUUUAUCUCUUUGACUGGACCACGGAGUAAGAAAAAAUGAGCGGACAUGCCAUAAGGCAGGUCUAGGUUGAGCAAGUGGGCAAGACGAAAACGAUGAGUUAUGAGUGAACGAACUAGGCGUUUGGGUUCUUUUAGGCAUCUUGACAAAAAUUUUUGAUACCUAUAACAAAAAGGGGGUGGGUUUCUAAGGAUUUUAAGGGCGUAGACAGCAAGGUGUCUCGUCCCCCGAACCACCCGCAUUUUGGCGCUUUCCGCUACUUUCAUAGGACAUUUUCCGUUAUGGCAUCUCCGCUCGUUAUUUUCUCCAUGGGCUGGAGCUAUAGUUUCUUAUGAAUAAAUAGGAAAGGCAGCUGAUUUAUUUCAUAAAACAUACAAGUUUGAAAAAUAAAUGUCAAAUAUAAAUUUCAUUUUACUGGUAAUUAAUUUAACUAAUCAAAUUCCUUUUUUUCAUAUGUGCAAUUAAGUACAUACAUAAGUUUAUAUGAUCGGCUUAGUUUCUGCCGUCCUCUAACAGAGAUCUUUAUUUUCCUUCGUAAUUGUCAUAAUAUAUACCUAAUUUUAUUGUUAUCAUAUCAUUAGUAUACCAACUUAUGAUAGAUAGUAGCGCACAGCUGACAUCAAUAAAAUAAAUAAAGAAACAUGUUAAUUA
Helicoverpa zea (corn earworm) is the source of this 3927-nucleotide messenger RNA. RefSeq lists its product as uncharacterized. NCBI's taxonomy places the organism in Eukaryota, Metazoa, Arthropoda, Insecta, Lepidoptera, Noctuidae. The transcript has a single exon. The coding region runs from base 248 to 2383 and encodes 711 amino acids. The record is from RefSeq and is a predicted model, not a curated record.